Molecule: messenger RNA, 2258 nt
Organism: Opisthorchis viverrini
Lineage: Eukaryota; Metazoa; Platyhelminthes; Trematoda; Opisthorchiida; Opisthorchiidae
Exons: 8
Coding region: 431-1660 (409 amino acids)
Source: RefSeq, a predicted model, not a curated record
AACACACGGAGGUUGCUGACCACAAUUUUGACAGCACAUUUCGGUUGACAUUUGUCCCAAACAUUAGUGAGUGAAGGGACUCAUCGCACUUGGGGCACAACUGGUCCGUAUAAUCCAAGGUUUCCGGUUCAGUUAACUGUUUCGGUCGGCCCUCAUUACUGGAAUCAUACGAUAGUCUCGUAAUUUUCCAAUGAUCCCGCACCAGUCUCAAGUGAAACUGGUGACUGGUUCUGAGCAAAGUUCAACUCCCUUUUGACACUCAGCAUCUAUUUAGGUAUUUCCUUGGUCCCCAGCACACGACUGGCUAUUUGUUGGAGAUCAGGUCCUCAGCAUCGAAGGUCAUUGGGAUAUUGAAAUAACCAGUGCAGAGGCCGAAGCAUUAGCAGCCCUCAAAAGCCGUUACCUGCGCCUGGUAAUUAAACGUAUACCAAUGUUCAGCAAUCAGUAUAUGGGUACAAGAUUUGCCUCACGCAGCCUACCGCGUCCAGCAAGCUCGACGACGUCCUGGCAACAAGGACCGUACUCACGGCUCGACUCGUACAAUGAGAUCCCAAAACCAGUCAACGCUCGCCCGAUGCCUGACGAAAAUGAGGAGGUUGAUUACAGUUUCAUGAAUUUGCCCGUUAGAGAACGACGGAAACUCUUUCUUGGAGGGGGAAGGCCUUCUCGUUUUAAUUCGGUUGGACAACAGUCCAUGACGAUGCCAAGAAUGAGAAUGCCGUCACAUCCACCACCAUCUCGCUAUGAAACGCAAUCCGAAUAUGGCGCAGAUGUCGAUGGAUUUAGAUGGGAAUCAAAUAUCACGCCAAGCUGGGUGAGCGGAACCCGUUCAGCACCAAGUUUUGGUACCACCAAGAAGUCAAGCACUACGGGGACUAUCAUUCUUCAGACACACCGUGGAACUACACCGCGUGCGACUACACCGGUCCAGCGUCCCUCGGAAGUUUGUAUAAGACAACACUCACAAUAUGCCACCGGGCCUUUCUCACCCAGUUCACCGGAGAGACAACAAUCCUCUCCAGGGAGAUUUUACACAGUAAGACCUCCACAAGUCACAGUAUCACCGACCCGUCAGCCGCAAUAUUCCACAACCAUCCGUGUUCACGAUCCAUACACCAUGAGUCCACAAGGAAAGGUCGUAUCCAACGGAACAACCAGAGUUUACCCGGGAAGGCGAUAUCCUUCCACCAUGGGACGUCAGGUUUACGGUUUUAAUUCUUCAGAUACACAACAAGGCCACCCGAUUAUUGUGCCGGGUCGCAUGGUACAGCCGUUGCGUGUGAACGUUUUCAGCAGUGACUCAUCAACCGUACACUACAGUCCGACAAGUAAAGUAGACAACUCAUGGUCCAAUGCUACUCCCGUUUAUCCAGCAUAUCCAGCAAACCUCGAACGAUCUUAUCACGUAGAUACUCACGUACAGCCGGACCGGUAUCGUCGAGGGCUUUCUGUGCAACCUGUGGCCAUCUACUCAAGGCCAUCUUCCCCAGUUUAUCGCCGAACUGAGUCACAGCAGAUUUGGCGACCACUUCAAGCUCCAAACUGGGUACCAACAGAACAAGCUAAAAGGCAUGGGAGGUAUAUUUCAUCACCCAAGUCACCCUCAGUGCGACAAAAAGCGCCGGAGCCCCAAGACCAAUAUGGUGUUUCGGAGUUCUAAACAUUCAGUAUCAACUAGCAUGUUAUCUUUGCUAUUUCUACGGAGGCCAAGACGAAAGAGCAAAGAUGUGAUUUGUUUUUGUUCGUCUUGGUUAGUUGCUAGAUUUUCGCGCAAAAUUUUCGCCACUUUUUCUUUAUUUGCGGACCUUUCUUAUUAACUGUUCAGUUAAUGCAGAUCACCCCAAAAUUUUCCAAAAACCACUAUAAUUUGAACACUCGAUUUUCUGAAUAAACAAUUUGAAUUCCUACGGAGACCAGUAGAUGAACCAAGCUUUAUAAGGUGCCAUCAUCUUGCUGCAAAAAAAACGCAUCAUGGAGAAUUUUGUCUGCUUUUUGAGAAGUAUCACCUUGACAAAACAACUUCCGCAACUACACUCAAAACCAUGACCGAACCACUCUCGUGCUAACAAAAUGCCCCGUUAAUUUCAGCACCAAACAACUGCUUUCAUUACCCAAAUUUCCACCAACGUGUUUCCUGAGUGAAUUGGAUUUCUCUUUUCUCCCCCCUAAAAACUUGCACCCCUAGCACAUUUUUAUUUCAAACGCCGUGUCUGCCGUUAGUUUUCCAACGAACGAAAUAAAUGACUCUUCUGAAAAAG